Cloeon dipterum is the source of this 855-nucleotide messenger RNA. Its product is annotated as protein lifeguard 4-like. Lineage: Eukaryota; Metazoa; Arthropoda; Insecta; Ephemeroptera; Baetidae. The transcript is spliced from 4 exons. The record is from RefSeq and is a predicted model, not a curated record. The coding region runs from base 1 to 831 and encodes 276 amino acids.
AUGUCCACUUAUCCUCCCAGGACUCCACCUGCAGAGCAGUACGUGCAGGGUUUAAUCCAUUUUGUCCCUGAGGUGAGCAGAGGAGGAUAUGCCGCCGCUCAUUACUAUCAGCCAGGGUGGCCUGUUAAAAGCCCAAGAAACGAAUCUCCACCUUCAGGCAUGGAAAGGAGUUUCUCAGACAAGACAGUGCGUCGUCGCUUCAUGGUCAAGGUGUACUCGAUGCUCAGCCUGCAGCUGAUCGUACUGUUUGGCAGCUGCCUGGCCGUCAGGACGGUGCCGCACGUCGAGGAGUUCGUCAGAGCACACCCUGAGCUGAUUUUGAUCGGCUUUGUCUUACAGUUCACCCUGCUGCUGCUGAUGUGCUGCAACCCAAACAUGCUCCGCUCUCAUCCUUUGAACCUUUUCAUCCUGACCAUUUUCACACUGAGUAACACGCUUUCCAUCAGCGCAGUGUGCGUCAUAUUCAGAACGGACACUCUGUUGUACACAAUCGGAGCCACCCUAAUGGUUUUCAUGGUGCUAACGCUUUUCGCAGCGCAGACCUGCAUUGACUUCACCGUGUGCGGAGGAAUAAUGCUGACUCUUACCUUCCUGCUAUUGUUGCUCGGCCUAAUAGCCAUAUAUGUCCAUCAGGACACCCUCUUGUUGGUUUACCACGGUAUCGGCGCCUUUCUAUUCUGCGCCUACAUCGUCUACGACACGCAGAUGAUCAUGGGCGGACGCAGGUACGCCCUUUCUCCCGAGGACUACAUCAUGGCUACAAUUAUGCUCUACAUGGACGUUGUCAAUGUUUUUCUCAACAUGCUUGGCAUUAUCAACUACAACGGAUAAUCUCCAUCGAAACCUAUAUAUUAU